Carya illinoinensis is the source of this 1716-nucleotide messenger RNA. RefSeq names its product ELMO domain-containing protein A-like. The transcript has 10 exons. The record is from RefSeq and is a predicted model, not a curated record. NCBI's taxonomy places the organism in Eukaryota, Viridiplantae, Streptophyta, Magnoliopsida, Fagales, Juglandaceae. The coding region runs from base 561 to 1304 and encodes 247 amino acids.
GGGCUGUGGCCCGUUACAUAUUCCGAUCCCUAUCUCGUCCGUUUCUGUGCACUUUUCGUCCGAAUCAAAUUCCAUUUCCUCGAUCUUUUUCGGAAGUGAUAGGAUUUUUUAUUUUUUUUUAAAAAAAUUUAUUGUUUUUCGCAUACUGCGAUUCCGGUGAGUUUUGGACUGUUUCUUGCUGGUUUCUUCUCCGGCAUUCCCCUUAUUCGAACUGUACGGAAAGGAUCGUAGCGGUUUCCAUCCGGUUUCGGUGAAUUUUUGUUGCAGCAGUGUAACUUUUUUUGGCUAGAGUUUGACUAGACUGUUGGCUUGAAUUCCGGUUGUGGAUCGCUGAGGAAGAUAAUUUUUAGGGUUUUUGAGGUUGUCGGUGAAGGUAGUGAUGGUGUAGACUAUUGAGGUGAAUAUGGACGAUAGAGGAGGGUCAUUUGUCGCUGUCAGGAGAAUUUCUCAAGGCCUGGAGAGAGGCAACACCUGCCAUUCAACUUCCGGUUUGGAUCUGUGACUUGGAAGUGACUCUUGGAUAUAUAACCCUAGUAUAAGUGAAGUUCUACGCUGACUUCAUGUCUUCUGCCAUUCUAGUUUGCUGUGCUGAAGUUGUGGCAGGAUCGGCAGCAUGGCUUGGCCGAGGUCUUUCUUGUGUGUGCGCACAAAGAAGGGAGAGUGAUGCUCGCCCUUCAUUUGACUUAACCCCUGGCCAGGAGGAACGCUUGCAGAGGCUGCAGAGUCGUUUAGAUGUUUCCUAUGAUUGUUCAAUCCCUGAGCACCAGGAAGCUUUAAGGGCUUUAUGGAAUGCUGCCUUUCCUGAAGUAGAACUCCGUGGUCUUAUAUCUGAGCAGUGGAAAGAUAUGGGUUGGCAGGGCAAGGAUCCAUCAACAGAUUUUAGAGGUGGUGGUUUCAUAUCAUUGGAGAAUCUGUUGUUCUUUGCCAAGAAUUUUCCGAAAACCUUCCAGGAUCUUCUCCAAAAGCAGGAAGGUGAUCGGUCAGUGUGGGAAUACCCAUUUGCUGUAGCUGGUGUGAACAUCACAUUCAUGCUUAUUCAGAUGCUUGAUCUGGAAGCAGUCAAACCGCGGACACUGGUGGGAGCAACAUUUUUGAAGUUUCUUGCAGAAAGUGAAUCGGCAUUUGAUCUGCUCUAUUGCAUCACGUUCAAGCUGAUGGAUCAUCAGUGGCUUUCUAUGCGAGCAUCAUAUAUGGAUUUCAAUGCGGUGAUGAAAUCGACACGUCGUCAGCUGGAACAAGAGCUAUUGCUUGAAGACAUAACAAGCUUGGAACAGUUGCCAUCAUACGGCCUUCUUUCCCAAUAGUUUUACAGUUCGCAGAUUUAACAUAAUGGCAUUUAACAACAACAUUCGGUGGAGACGCUUGUUCUUGUGACGGCAAGAUUUAUCGCAUUGUUGGAGACACUCAUUUUUAGGUAAAUGGUAUGUUGUUGUAUAUGAUAUGUUGCUUCUCGUUUCAAAUACUGCUUGAUUUCUUCACCACAGCAUGGUACCAUUUGGUUCCGCAAAGGGUGGGUUUCCACUUUCCAGAGUUUGUAAGGCCGAGAAAGUACGAAAAACUGAUUUCAAGCAGCAAGUUUAAAUGCCGCUCCACAGUUGACUUCUCUAAAACAUUUUUGUAAUUUCAAAACGUUUGGGCACCAAUGUGGGAUUUCGUUUUGAAUAAAUGGUGGUGUCCCAUCUUGGGCACCAAAAUGCAAAGAAACCUCAUUUUACA